This is a messenger RNA of Psammomys obesus (fat sand rat), 2833 nucleotides long. It is a transcript of the gene Cox15, whose product is annotated as cytochrome c oxidase assembly protein COX15 homolog. The transcript is spliced from 9 exons. NCBI's taxonomy places the organism in Eukaryota, Metazoa, Chordata, Mammalia, Rodentia, Muridae. Bases 69 to 1310 code for a protein of 413 amino acids. The record is from RefSeq and is a predicted model, not a curated record. Gene Ontology annotation, cellular component: mitochondrial inner membrane. Gene Ontology annotation, biological process: heme A biosynthetic process. Gene Ontology annotation, molecular function: oxidoreductase activity, acting on NAD(P)H, heme protein as acceptor.
GCGGUCCGUAGAGGCGAAGGGGACCGCAGAGCGCCGGUGCGUUCCGGUGCUGGCGGUGCACUGUCAGUAUGCAGCGGUUGCUUCUUCCGCCCCUGAAGGCCUGGAUGGGGAGCCGCUGUGUCGGGCUCCUGGUCCCUAGGGCGGCGUCCAGAGCACAGUGUGGUUGCAGCUAUGGCGGCAGGCAUCCUCUGCGGCCGGGGCAAUACAGCACAAUCACUGAGGUGGCUUUGCAACCUGGAAAAGGUACAGUGGCCCUUCCUUCGAAGGUAGCUGAGCGGGCAGUGGGCCGAUGGCUCCUGGUGUGCAGUGGAGCAGUGGCGGGAGCGGUUAUUCUUGGAGGAGUAACUAGGCUGACAGAGUCUGGCCUCUCCAUGGUCCACUGGCAUUUAAUAAAGGAAAUGAAGCCACCCACAAGCCAAGAGGAAUGGGAAGCGGAAUUCCAAAAAUACCAACAAUUCCCAGAAUUUAAAAUCCUGAAUCAUGACAUGACGCUGGCGGAAUUCAAGUUUAUCUGGUACAUGGAGUACUCGCACCGAAUGUGGGGUCGAGCUGUCGGCCUUGCAUACAUCCUGCCGGCCGCCUACUUUUGGAGAAAGGGUUGGCUCAACCGUGGCAUGAAAGGACGUGUUCUUGCUCUCUGUGGCUUAGUCUGUUUCCAGGGUCUUCUAGGUUGGUAUAUGGUGAAAAGUGGGUUAGAAGAAAAACCAGAGUCCUAUGAUAUCCCUCGGGUCAGCCAGUACCGCCUGGCAGCUCACCUUGGCUCAGCACUUGUUCUUUACUGUGCCAGUCUGUGGACCUCUCUCUCACUGCUACUCCCUCAGCACAAGUUACCUGAAACCCGACAGCUCCUGUGGCUGAGGCGCUUUGCUGGAGGGACAGCAGGUCUGGUAUUCCUCACGGCUCUCUCAGGAGCUUUUGUGGCAGGGCUAGACGCUGGGCUUGUUUACAACUCCUUCCCCAAAAUGGGAGAAUCGUGGAUCCCAGAGGACCUCCUUACCUUCUCUCCCAUCCUGAAGAAUGUUUUUGAGAAUCCUACCAUGGUGCAGUUUGAUCACCGGCUUCUGGGAAUCACAUCUGUCACUGCCAUUACAAUGCUCUAUUUCCUGUCCCGGAGAAUCCCCCUUCCUCGAAGGACCAAGGUGGCAGCAGUGACUCUGCUAGCUUUGGCAUAUGCACAGGUGGCCUUGGGCAUCAGCACCUUGCUUCUGUAUGUGCCAACUCCUCUGGCCGCCACACACCAGUCAGGCUCCUUGGCUCUGCUCAGCAGUGCCCUUUGGCUCAUGAAUGAACUCCGAAGGGUCCCCAAAUAAUUCUCAGAGGAUCAUUCCCACGGACUGAAACUGCCUUGGGAAUUCAUCAGCAAGUUCAAGAACUUUUCUAGGAGGGUCACCUUGACAUGCCUCAUGGUUUACAAAGUGGUCAAGUCUCAAAACUGUUUUGAGAUGGGCCCUGAAUCAAGAAUGUCACCAAGGUGUGAUUAUACCAGCGGUUCUCCCUAAGUCUUUUGCAUUGCUGCUUCUUAAUAGGCAGCCUGACUUUUCUUAGCGCCAGGAAGAUCUUGCAUUUCUGUGUCCUUGUGCUGCCAAGUGCUGUCCACUAGCCAGGCUGGUAGUGACAGUGUCAGACUCGAGAACAACCAAUCGACCAGUAAUGGAAUGUUGUUUGUUAGUAAGGUUCAAGGUUGUCAUAACUUCUGGUUUUUAAAAGCAGCUAACUAGCUAGAUUUUGAAGUGACUAUUCUCCUUUAUGUGUGUGUGCAAGUGCUCGAGGAGGCCUGGGAGGAUGCUGUCCCUAGAGCUGGAUAUACAGGCGAACAAGUUGUAUGAUGGGGGUGUGGUGACCAAACCCAGGUCCUCUAGAAGAGCAUCGAGCACCUUUAACAGCGGAGCCAUUUCUCCAGCCCAGAGUGAAUACUAUUACAUGUUGACAAUUUCAAGUUUAAAAAAUAGGGAGGCUUAACACAUCUGAUCUGAAGUUGUCCAUUUUUAAUUUCUGAAUGAGAUGGGUUUUUUUUUUUUUCCAACUCUAAAUUAUUCUGUGAGUCUCUGUAUAUUGUUAUUAGCAAAACAAAGACACGUUUUACUCUCCAAGUCCCAGGCCCUGCUGGGCUUGUGUUAUUACACAAAAGAGAUUUCCCUCAAUCUCAGAACUCAAGACUCAUCCUAGACCCACUAAAUUCAAGCCCUUGGAACAGGGGUGGGCUGGUUUUUAAGUUUCCUGGGGACUUGAGUGCAUGUAAGUUUGGUGACACGUGGCCUAGGUCCUUCUGAAAUUCUGCCAGCUUGUUCCCACUCCUCCCAAAUUUCUACCCCAUCAUCCCGGCUGCAUUUAACCUGUUGGUCCCAUCUGUGCAUCAGCAUGGUAGGCACUCUAGACAAUCCUGUCAAGAAGGGAACCAGGGCAGCUUGCACACCAGCUACUUCUCACUCCACAUCCAGAGUCUUCAGUUAGAAGCAGACAGCAGAGGGCAGGAGGGUCCAGCCGAAGAUCACUUGUAACCAUUUUUCAGUCACUUCAAGCAAGUGGCAACCCAAGUCAGCUCAAGUCUUAGACAUUUUAUUGCACUUUUCUUCUACUACAGUUAAGUAAAGUAUGUAUGGAUUCAGUGUUUAGCUAUUCAGCUACAGCAUGCCUUCUAUGUGGUCCUGGUGAACAGAGAUCAUCUUAACUAUUUUUGUAUCUGUUUAAGUCACUAGAUACAUACCAAAUACUGAAUGAGGAAAGAAUGAAUUGGUAGAAAAUAUACAAUUAUUGAUUUAUGUCCCAAAUGUCUACUUCAGAAAAAGCCAUUGCACACUUAAAAGAUUAAAUAAAUGUCUUUUAAUGUUUUCAA